Sphaeroforma arctica JP610 is the source of this 658-nucleotide messenger RNA. RefSeq lists its product as hypothetical. The transcript is spliced from 2 exons. Lineage: Eukaryota; Ichthyosporea; Ichthyophonida. The record is from RefSeq and is a predicted model, not a curated record. The coding region runs from base 51 to 596 and encodes 181 amino acids.
AAAUAGCGGGGCAGACCAAAGUGGCGGCCACGGCCACCGAAGUGUUUCUCAUGGAGCGCAUGAGCGGCAUGCUCUCGGCAUGGGGCCAAGCCACAGACGCGCAAAUCCUUGACUUGCAGAAGACCACCAAUGUGUACUGGAAACAGCACUAUUCCGACUACAUGGCUUCCAGAGAUGCCAGUUCCUUGUUGUCUGUGUUGAGCUCGACAUUGUUUGCGCCGCGUGGGGGGGAAGGGGCGGGAACCACGGUGUUUGUAGGACACGAUACGAAUAUCGAGGCUAUCGGACAGCUUCUGGACCUUCGGUACAUCGACCCGAGGUUCGGCGAAGAAGCAGCAGCGCCUAUGUCUCGCCUUGUGUUCAACCUCCUCGAAGGACCCCUAGAAGACAGCGAUACCAUCGAGACUAAGGUCACUCACAGUUCGGAGCCCCAGCGCUAUGUAUCUGCACGCUAUUACAGCACAACUUUGGAUGGAGAUGUAAUGCCCGAUGAUGGGACCACUGUAACCUUUCUGGGUGACCAGCGACUGCAACGUAUUGGAGAGGAUGUGUUCAAGGCCAGGGUGGCUGCGAUGUUAAACAUGGAUUGUAUUUAGUUGAUGAGCACGGAAGGCAAAGUAGUGGGCCUGUGGCUGCCAAGGAUAGCAUAGCAGGAGUG